CCGCAUUCCCACAAUGCACCUUGUAUCAACACAGCGCUGGGGGCGGCUUCGAGGAGGGGCCAGGGGCGCCCAGCGGACCCUCGCGCAGCCCGGGGCGUAUCAGGCGGGGCGGGUGUGGAAGGGCGACUGGCAGCCAUGGCGGAGUCGGCGCCCGCUCGGCACAGGAGGAAGCGCCGCUCCACCCCUUUGACUUCCUCCUUGUUGCCCCCACAAGCCACAGAGAAAAGCUCCUACUUGCCAGCCACGGAGAUCUCACUCUGGACGGUGGUGGCCGCCAUCCAGGCCGUGGAGAAGAAGGUGGAGGCCCAGGCCGCCCGGCUGCAGAGCCUGGAGGGGCGGACGGGCACGGCCGAGAAGAAGCUGGCCGACUGCGAGAAGACGGCCCUGGAGUUCGGGAACCAGCUGGAGGGCAAGUGGGCGGUGCUGGGGACGCUGCUGCAGGAGUACGGGCUGCUGCAGAGGCGCCUGGAGAACAUGGAGAACCUGCUGAGGAACCGCAACUUCUGGGUCCUGCGGCUGCCCCCGGGCAGCAGGGGCGAGGCCCCCAAGGUGUCCAGGUCACUUGAGAGUGAUGGGGUCUGCUUCUCUGAGCAGGACUGGGAGAACCUGGAGGGCUGGCAGAAGGAGCUCUACGCUAACGUGAUGAGGAGCAACUAUGAGGCUCUGGUCUCUCUGAAGGUGCUGGGCCAGCCAGAAGGAGAAGCAGAGUUGGGUACAGAGAUGCUGGGAGACUUGGAGGAGGGAGAAGGCCCUGGUGGUGACCACCCAGCAGAGGGGCGUCUGAUGAAGCAGGAGCUGCAGUGCGCGCGGGACGGCGCUGUGCACCCCCGCGGGGCGAUCUCGGGCCUCGCCCAAGCGCACGCUUUCCUGAGCCCGGAGCCGACUGAGCUCGGGGACGGUCAGGGCGGCUCUGGCCUCUCGGAGUCAGGUCCUGGGGACACGCAUGCAGAGGAGCCCGUUGAGGGCAGGAGAGACCCUGGUGGUGGCCGGACUCUGGGCUGCUCCCCGAAGCAGACAUCUCACAGGCCCCUGCAGCUGGGGCAGGAGUGCAGGCAGGGCCCGAAGCUGAAAAGAGACAUUCCUGGCCCCUACGAAUGUUCCGAGUGCGAGCUCAGCUUCCGCUGUAAGCAGCAGCUGGCCGCCCAUCUGCGGACCCACACGGAGUCGGGGUCUCACACAGCCUUGGAGCCAGAGAGCCUUCGGCCCCGGCCCCGGCUCAAGCCCCCAUCCAGGAAGGCGAAGCUGCAUCAGUGUGACGUGUGCCCCCGGAGCUUCAGCUGCAGGGUGAGCCUGCUGACCCACCAGCGCUGCCACCUGCAGGCGGGGCCCAGCGCCAGCCCCCAGGUCCAGGAGCGGUUCUCGCCCAACAGCCUGGUCGCAUUGCCCGGCCAUAUCCCUUGGAGGAAAAGCCGGAGUUCCCUCAUCUGCAGUUACUGCGGCAAGAGCUUCAGCCACCCAUCGGACUUGGUGCGGCACCAGCGCAUCCACACGGGCGAGCGGCCCUACAGCUGCACCGAGUGUGAGAAGAGCUUUGUCCAGAAGCAGCACCUCCUGCAGCACCAGAAGAUCCACCAGCGGGAGCGGGGUGGGCCGGCCCUGGAGCCGGGAAGGCCCAAUGGCCAGCUUUAGAAGUGCCAGCCCCUUGCCCGGCUGGGGGGGGCGGAGGGGGCUGGCACUGUCCCCCCAAAGAGACACUGCAGAGUCAGGGACUGAUGCUUCCUGAGGAGAGUCGCUCUGACUUCUUCCCCGUGACCAGGCGUCAGGCCAAGCCCCUAGGGCUCUCCUGCUAUGUCUUUUCACCCUGCUGCCAAGUUGCCAUCUCUUUGGCACCUCGAGUGUCUGGUUUCCCAUCUGAGCUGAUGGUUCUGGGCCAGGGUUGGCUCCUUGAGCCCGCAGGCUGGUGCCCAGUUCCAGGGCCUGUCCGGCUCUCGGGUCUUCCAGGGGUGGAGUCGGGCUGGAAGAGUGAGCUGGGCGGGGAAGAGCCUUGGGGGCAGAGCCCACGUCCUCUUCCUUUGUAGUCUCUCUGUUAAUAACAAGUGAAGGAAUAAUUUAAAUGAACUGCUCACCCUGCUCUAAAGAACCUUUUUUCAAAUUAGAUUUUAGUUGAUUUAAACAAAAGUCUGAUACUUUAAAAUUUUUCCAAGGUUAUAGCAGUUGCUCCUAACGUGGGGACCGGGCCUGCCCUCUAGGAGGGGGUCAUUUCCAGGGCUUCUUCAGCCCACCCACCACUAGGCCUGAGACCAGGCCAUGUGCUGGGCUCCCUUGCACGGUGGCCCCAGCACUCUGGAGGUGGGCAGCUGACCAGGGGAAGGACGUGGGGAGGGUAGACCCCCUGCCCCUGUUGGGCGCCAAGGUCCUGGAAAGGAGCUGAGAGCACAGCGCCGCUUCCUCGAGCUUGGAUCUCUGUCCAUGGCCCUCUCUGCUCCUCGCGUGGUUCCGCAGCCUCCCAGGCCAGAAGACUGCUUUGUUACUUCAGGUCGUUCAGCCUGUGCCAGUGGUUGCUUGAGUUAGUUCCCGUCACACCCGUUGUUUCUUGAGGCAGUUCCAGUCACACGCUUUUCCACAUUAGUUCUGGGAUUGGCUGUUCUCGAGAUGAUGGAGAAAAGGCACACGGGUGCCUGUCUCUUGGGAGUGUUGAACGCCUGCCCCACUGCUGUCGGGGGGGAGUGGGCUCCUGGGCCCUAUGUGAGUGUCCCCUUUGAUGAUCUGCAGUUGCCUAGAAUAAAACUUGCUACUAGUAAAAAGAAAAAAAA
Molecule: messenger RNA, 2753 nt
Organism: Sus scrofa (pig)
Lineage: Eukaryota; Metazoa; Chordata; Mammalia; Artiodactyla; Suidae
Gene: ZNF212
Product: zinc finger protein 212
Biological process (GO): regulation of transcription by RNA polymerase II
Cellular component (GO): nucleus
Molecular function (GO): RNA polymerase II transcription regulatory region sequence-specific DNA binding; DNA-binding transcription factor activity, RNA polymerase II-specific
Source: RefSeq, a predicted model, not a curated record